UUACCAACGUGAAGUGCAUCCGCUCAAGUCAGUCACAUGACCUAUAUGUCCUUGGUUUGGCAACUAGUGACAUGUGAGGAAAAGAAACAUGUCUUUCCCUAAAAAACCUGGUGGUAAAGCUUUAGAUAUUUUGCAGAGUCUCCCGCGGAUAACCUUAGCAAACUUGCGGCCUGAGCCAGGAUCCAUAAAGGCGGAUAAACGUCUGGGCAGAGGACAGCAUGGUGGCAACAGAAGCGGCCGAGGACAUAAAGGACAGCGACAGAGAGGCCAUCUGCCUCGGCUGGGAUUUGAAGGGGGUCACACUCCUUUUUAUCUCUCCAUCCCAAAAUAUGGCUACAAUGAAGGACACAGUCUGCGUCCUCAGUACCAACCUUUGUCAUUGAAACGGCUGCAGUACCUGAUUGAUCUGGGACGUGUGGACCCCACCCAGCCCAUAGACCUGACCCAGCUGGUGAAUGGCAGAGCAGUGACAGUCCAGCCUCUGAAGAGGGACUACGGAGUCCAGCUUGUUGAUGAGGGCGCUGAUAUUUUCGCUGCAAAAAUCAACAUUGAAGUUCAGAGAGCGUCUGAAGGAGUUAUAGCUGCUAUUGAGAGGAACGGAGGGGUCAUAACCACUGGUUUCUUUGAUCCUAUAAGUCUUGGUAUUCUCAUCAAGCCCAUACCGUUCUUCUUGCGUGGGCAGCCCAUUCCAAAGCGAAUGUUUCCAGGGGAGGAUAUGGUUCCCUAUUACACAGCUGCCGAAAACAGAGGUUACUUGGCAGACCCAAAGAAAAUCCAGCAGGCCCGGCUAGCCCUGGCACAGAAGUAUGGAUACAUUUUGCCAGACAUUUCAAAGGAUGAACUGUAUCACAUGCUGUCCAUGAGGAAGGAUGUUCGACAGAUCUUCUUUGGCCUUGCUCCAGGCUGGGUCGUUAACAUGCCGGAGAAGAAGAUUCUGAAACCAACUGAUGAGAAACUGCUGAAGUAUUACAGCUCAUAGGUGCUAGGAGAUGUAAAAUAAAUGUAUGUACAGUAUCUCAUGGGGGAAAUCAGAAAAUGACUGCGGUUUAGAUGUCGGAAAUGUAUUAGAAAACAAGUUUGUUUCCAUUUUCUAUUAAAAAAUGUGGAAAAGA
Molecule: messenger RNA, 1112 nt
Organism: Eleginops maclovinus (Patagonian blennie)
Lineage: Eukaryota; Metazoa; Chordata; Actinopteri; Perciformes; Eleginopidae
Gene: mrpl15
Product: mitochondrial ribosomal protein L15
Exons: 5
Coding region: 89-979 (296 amino acids)
Biological process (GO): translation
Cellular component (GO): mitochondrial large ribosomal subunit
Molecular function (GO): structural constituent of ribosome
Source: RefSeq, a predicted model, not a curated record